CCCGGCAUGAAGACGGCCGCGCAGGGAGCCGGCAGCGAGGGGCGGCCGCAGCGAGGCGUCUGCGUCCUCUGCGGGCUGCCCGCGGCCGGCAAAUCGACCUUGGCGCGCGCCCUCGGCCAGCGGCUGCGGCGGGAGCGCGGCUGGGCCGUGGGCGUCCUCUCCUAUGACGACGUCCUCCCGGACACGAUCCUGGCUGGAGACGGAGCGCGACCCAGGCCAUCCCGAUGGAAGCUGCUGCGGCACGAGCUGCUCAAGUACCUGGAGUGCUUCCUGGCGGCCGUAUCCAACGGCUGCAGGAUGUCCGCCCCGCCCGGCAGCACCGAGGCCGUGUGGACCGACUUCACAGCCUGCCUGCACGCCCAGGACCUCGUCCAGCCCGCAGCCCCGGAGCCCCGGGCCGGCUACCCGUUAACCAAAACGGCGGCCUCUCGACCUUUGCUCUUGCUGCUAGAUGACAACUUCUAUUAUCCAAGUAUGAGAUACGAAGUCUACCAGCUGGCUCGGAAAUAUUCCUUGGGCUUUUGCCAGCUCUUUUUAGACUGUCCCCUCGAGACGUGCUUGCAGAGGAAUGGCCUGCGACCGCUGGCACUGCCGACCGAGACCAUCCGCCUGAUGGCAAGCAGGAUAGAAAGGCCCAACCCUGAGAAGAACUCCUGGGAACGCCACAGCCUCACAAUCCAGGGUCCUGCCUGUUCCCCCGAGGCAAGCCCGGAAGUGACGGACUUGCUGCUGACUGCGAUGGAGCAUCCAGUGAAACACACUGAGGAAAACGUGGCGCAGAAGGAAGCAGACAGGAUUAUUUGUUCGGCCAACAUCCUUCACAAAGCUGACCAGACACUACGGAGAGUUGUCUCUGAGAUAAUGAAGGAAGCGAAAGACGAGCAAGUUCCUCCUUCCAGCAUGAAGCUUCUGGCAGAAGAACUUAACACGCUCAAAGCAGAGUUUCUGGAAGACCUACGACAAGGAAACAAAAAACGUCUACGCUUCCAACAAACCACUGAUGUGUCAGACAUCAUUUCUGAUUUUCACCAUGAGAAACAAAACAUUGUACAGAAGUAUUUGUCAAAGUCACAUUAAAUUUUCUGAAUUUUCAAUUAAA
Ochotona curzoniae (black-lipped pika) is the source of this 1099-nucleotide messenger RNA. RefSeq names its product phosphoseryl-tRNA kinase (gene PSTK). The transcript is spliced from 7 exons. Gene Ontology annotation, molecular function: kinase activity; tRNA binding. Bases 7 to 1077 code for a protein of 356 amino acids. The record is from RefSeq and is a predicted model, not a curated record. Lineage: Eukaryota; Metazoa; Chordata; Mammalia; Lagomorpha; Ochotonidae.